Aplysia californica (California sea hare) is the source of this 4519-nucleotide messenger RNA. Its product is annotated as structural maintenance of chromosomes protein 2. Gene Ontology annotation, molecular function: protein binding; ATP binding; ATP hydrolysis activity. The record is from RefSeq and is a predicted model, not a curated record. Lineage: Eukaryota; Metazoa; Mollusca; Gastropoda; Aplysiida; Aplysiidae. Gene Ontology annotation, biological process: chromosome organization. Gene Ontology annotation, cellular component: chromosome. Bases 151 to 3756 code for a protein of 1201 amino acids. The transcript has 25 exons.
GUUGAACCAAUCAGAUUUGCUUUCGAAAUAAUCACUUUGGGAAUCAAGUUAUACGAGUUGAGGAUACCGGAAGUUUUGGUUGAGCGCCAUUUUCGACUUUGAAAUACAAGUGGAAGGCUAUCCACGGCCCAGGAUUGGGAUUUAUUCAAAAUGCAUAUAAAAUCGAUAGUUAUCGAUGGAUUCAAAUCAUAUGCUCAGAGAACUGAAGUAAAUGGAUUUGACCCCUUAUUCAAUGCCAUCACUGGCCUAAAUGGGAGUGGCAAAUCCAACAUUCUCGAUUCGAUCUGCUUCCUGCUCGGCAUUUCAAAUCUUUCUCAGGUUCGAGCUGGCAGUUUGCAGGAGUUGGUCUAUAAAAAUGGACAGGCUGGAGUUACAAAGGCCACUGUCAGCAUUACUUUUGAUAAUGCGGACAAAAACCAGACUCCUUUGGGUUAUGAACAAUAUGAUGAGAUUACAGUCACCCGUCAGGUUGUGAUUGGUGGUCGCAACAAAUACAUGAUCAACGGGAGUAAUGCCAAUAAUAUGCGUGUUCAGGAUUUGUUCCGCUCAGUGCAACUGAAUGUGAACAAUCCUCACUUCCUCAUCAUGCAAGGCAGAAUAACAAAGGUGUUGAACAUGAAGCCACCAGAGAUUCUCUCCAUGAUUGAGGAAGCAGCAGGAACUCGGCUGUAUGAAACCAAAAAAGAAGCAGCCCAAAAGACCAUUGAGAAGAAGGAUGCUAAGCUGAGAGAAAUUGACACAGUUCUCAAGGAAGAUAUCACACCUACAUUGACCAAACUUCGAGAUGAGCGCUCUUCAUACUUGGAGUACCAGAAAAUCAUCAGAGAGUUGGAGCACUUGAACAAGCUUUACGUGGCUUAUCAGUUUAUCAGUGCGGAGGAAAAGAAAAAGAAAUCAGCUGACGAGCUCACAGAGAUGCAAGAAGUGAUUGUGAAAACAAAAGAACGGAUCGAAGAGAUAAAAGGAAAGAUGGAGGAAAUAGAGGUGACCAUUGCGGAACUGGAGAAAAAGAGAAAUGAGGAAUCUGGCAGUGUGAUUUCGCAACUGGAAGCUGAGCUAGCUGAUAAAAAGUCCGCUGAUGUCAAAGUUCAAAGUGCUGUGAACUCAAAGAAGGACAAUCUCAAGUCGGAGCAGAAAAGACAGAAAGAGGUCAACAAGAACAUCACCGAUAAUAAGGCCACAAUUACAAAUCGUCAGAAGGAUCUCAGCAAGAUUGAAGCUAAUGUUGAGAAGAUGAGGGCUGAAAAGGUCGCGGCUGAGGAGGAAUAUGAAGCUGCGAAAAAACAUUUCCAGGCUGUUAGUGCUGGUUUGUCUUCAAAUGAUGAUGGAGAGGCGGCCACGCUGAAUGACCAACUGAUAACUGCCAAAAGUGACAUCAGCAAGGCUGAGACAGAUACCAAGCAAGCUCAAAUGAGACUGAAGCAUGCACAGCAGGAAAUCAAGACAAAAGAAUCAGAGUUGAAGAAGACAGACCAAGCUUAUAAAAAAGACCAUACUGCAUUUGAUGUCGUGUCAAAAAGCCUUAACAAGCUUGAGGCUGAUAUGAAAAAACUUGGAUAUCAAGAAGGUACCGAAGAGAAAAUGGCUGCAGACAGAAGGACUUUGGUGAAGGAAGUUCAGGAUCACAAAGGGAAACUCCUUACUAUGGAGGCAAGGUACCCCAAUCUCAAAUUUGAGUACAAAGACCCGGAGAAGAAUUUUGACAGAAGCAAAGUGUCUGGUCUAGUUUGCAAGCUUUUCUCGGUCAAUGACUCUAAGCACUCUUCUGCUCUUGAAGUGACUGCCGGAGGAAAGCUGUACAAUGUGGUGGUAGAUUCGGAGAUUACUGGAAAGAAACUCCUGAAGUUUGGCGAGCUGAAGCGCAGAUGCACCAUCUUACCUCUGAACAAAAUUGCUGGCAGAUCUAUUGAUGAUGCAACCUUGAAAAGAGCUGAGUCACUUGUGGGCAAGGGUAACGUUCACACUGCCCUGUCAUUGGUCACUUACGACAAGAAGUUCCAUCCCAUCAUGCAGUUUGUAUUUGGAUCCGUCUUUGUGUGUUCUGAUUUAGACACCGCCAGCAAAGUGGCCUAUGACGCUAAGAUCAUGAGAAAAUGUGUUACCUUGGAGGGGGACACUGUGGAUCCUGCAGGAACACUAUCUGGAGGAGCAAGAGCUCAUUCGGCGUCUGUGCUUGCAAUGCUACAGGAGCUUCGAGGCCUGGAAGAAUUUGUGUCCACAAAGUCUGGGGAGCUAGAACAGCUGGACAGAGAGAUGAAGGAGGUGCAGAAAGUGGCCAACAAGUACACUGAAGCGAAGCAGCAGUACGACCUGAAGGUUCAGGAGGUGGAACAGUUGAAAGUGAGGCUGGAGCAGAGCAGUCACCACCAGCAGCUGGAGGAGGUCAACGCCCUCAAGGCUUCUGUGGAGGAGCAGAACAAGAUUCUGAAAGAAGCACAGGAGACCCAGAAGAAAGCCCAACAGAAAGUCAAAGACUUGGAAGACAAGCUGAAGAAUGCUGCGGCCCUCCGAGAGAAAGAAUUGAAAGAAGCUGAUAAAAGAGUGACAGACUCCAAAAAGAAAAUGGAGGCUUCAGCUUCAAAGUCUAAAGAUCAUUUACAAGAAGUUGACAGUAUCAGACUGGAAAUUGAGACUCUCCAGAAAGAGAUGCAAAGCUAUGAAGAACAGUUGGUAGCUGUGGGGGAUUCUAUUGAGAGCAUCAAUGCUGGCUUGAAAGACUUGAACGAAGAAGUGGCAGCAUCAAAGGCCCAGGUGCAGAAGGCUCAAGACGCCCUGAACAAACAGAAAGCCACCCUCAAGGCCUACAAUGAGGACAUUGCUGCUCAUGAUUCCCAAAAGCGAGAGCUGCACAAAGAAAGCAAUGAAAGUGGUCUCAGAAUACAAGAAGUAGAGCACAAAAUUGCCAAAUUUCAAAAAGAAUCCAAGGACACUUGCAGAUAUGUGGAAUCGCUGCUCGAGAAAUACAGCUGGAUUGCGGAUGAGAGAAAAUAUUUUGGUCAACCCAACACCAUAUACGACUUUAAGGCCCAAGAUCCAAAAGAAGCUGAGAAGAGGAUUCAGAAGCUGACAGAGACCAAGGACAAAUUGUCUAAAAAUGUGAACGUGAGAGCAAUGAACUUGUUGGGGUCCGCCGAAGAGCAGUAUGCUGAUCUGAUGAAGAAGAGGAAGGUGGUUUUGAAUGACAAGGCUAAAAUUGCUUCUGUUAUUGAGGAGCUGGAUAAAAAGAAAAAAGAGGCACUACUCAAAGCAUGGGAGCAAGUGAAUAAGGACUUUGGUUCCAUCUUCUCUACACUGCUGCCAGGCACUCAGGCGAAACUGAGUCCCCCUGAAGGUCAGACGGUUCUGGAUGGCCUGGAGGUCAAGGUCGGUUUUGGGGCUGUGUGGAAGGAGUCCCUUGGUGAACUCAGUGGAGGGCAAAGGUCUCUAGUAGCCCUGUCCCUCAUCCUGGCCAUGUUGCUGUUCAAGCCGGCUCCGAUCUACAUCCUGGACGAGGUGGAUGCAGCCUUAGAUUUGUCUCACACACAAAACAUCGGCCAGAUGAUCAAGUCUCAUUUCAAACACUCACAGUUCAUCGUCGUGUCUCUGAAGGACGGCAUGUUCAACAACGCAAACGUCCUGUUCCGCACCAAGUUUGUUGAUGGAGUCUCCACAGUGAGCAGACACGUGCAGUUGCAGUCCCACAAAGCCUUGCUGUCUUCCUCCUCGGACAAAGAGAACGAGUCCACGAACGUUCAGAGGAAAAAACAGAAAAAGUGAUGAUGCAAUUUAUGCAGCUCUGCUUACCAUUUGUUGCAUUUGUGUUCAUUCAUUAUCGACAUGUUAUGAUUAUUUGUGAGAGACGUACUUAUUGGAGUGUGUCUUCUGUACAUAGUUUUUGAAACUCUGGGAGUUUCUGAUGGUCCAACUAGUUGGGUUUUUUUGUUGCUGUAUGACAGUCUAGCUUGUUUUGUGAAUAUGAGAUUCACAUUCAUUUGUUAAGGUUGUCAAGGGUGCUCCAGAAAUCUUGUAGAGUCAAGGUGGCACCUGAAAAACUGUCACUCUUGUUGAAAAAAUUGGGUUCAUAGAUGUAGGUCUUGAUUCAAUACAGAUUUCUCCUGCUCAAUCAUAUUUUAUGUGCACAGAUGAGAAUUUUAUUUUCUUUGUUCAAAAUGAAAAUGCAAGCAGUGCUUAGUCUGAUCUGUGUUUACUUGAUUCGUGGUGUCUGAAAUGUAGCAGGCUUAUUACUGAAAAUGUCUGGACAUUGAAAGUCAGGCUGAGCUCUUUCAUGAGUUUGCGCGGGGGGGGGGGGUGAACAUGCUUCGUCAAGUAUGGGAUUGGUCAUUUAAUGCUCGUGACUCCUAUUCAAUCAUCGCUGUGUUCAGACGCUGAAGCCUUUUUAUUGUAGAAAUAAUCAUUUGUAAAAAAAAAUUUACUACAUAUUUUUUGUGUAUUGCAUCACUUCAGUGUUUAUUUUCUUCUCUACAUCUUUCUGUCUGUCUUUCCGUGUCCAUGUUGUUGUUUCAUUUUUAUUGCGGUCCCG